AACGAAAAAUCUAUUGUCUGUAUGGUGGUUCAAUAACAGUCAUUCAAUACAAAAAUAAUUCUGAAAUUAAUUAUUUCAUUACUGACAAUCAUCAAAUCUGACGAAAAUCAAAUUAAGACACCAUUCGGAAAAAAAUGUCAAAAAUUGAAGAAGGAAAUCUUCAUAUACGACAAGCUGAGAAAAGCUUGAAAACAUCACUAUUAAAAUGGAGACCUGAUUUCGAAGUUGCGGCUGACGAAUAUACAAGUGCAGCAACUUGCUUUAGAAUAGCAAAAUCUUAUCAACAAUGUAAAGAUUGCUUAAUGAAAGCUUCUGAUUGUUAUAAAGAAAAUAGAUCAUGGUUUCAUGCUGCAAAGAGUAUUGAACAAGCUACUUUAAUUUGCAAAGAAAUGGGAAAUCUUACAGAAGUUUCAAAAUUAGCACACAGUGCUUGCUCUUUAUACUUGAUGCAUGGGUCACCUGAAUCAGGUGCAACUGUACUUGAUAAAGGAGGAAAAAUGAUAGAAGCUACUCAACCACAAGAGGCACUAGACUUAUUUAAACGUGCUGCUAGUAUUGUUAUGGGUGAAGAUAGUCCACGUCAAGCAGCAGAAUAUAUGAGCAAAGUGGCAAGAUUAUUAGUAAAACUACAAAUGUAUGAUGAAGCAGCAGAUGCAAUCCGUAGAGAAAUUGGAAUGCAUCAACAGACAGAUCAUACACCAUCUGUUGGUAGAUUAACAGUAGCAUUAGUCUUAGUACAAUUAGCUCGAGGUGAUCAAGUAGCUGCUGAAAAAGCUUUCAAAGAAUGGGGAAAUUAUUGUGAAGCACCUGAGAUCAAUACAUUAGAAAUGUUAUUACAAGCAUAUGACAAUGAAGAUGCAGAUGCUGCAAGAGCAGCCUUAAAUAACCCUUUUAUUAAACACAUGGAUGUUGAAUAUGCUAAACUUGCUAGAGGUUUACCUUUGCCACAACAAGAAUAUGCAAUACCUCCUCCAGGAGUAAGAGCUAAUGCAGCAGAAUCAUAUACAUCUCCUAACGCAUCAAAAUUAAUGGAAGAAACUACAAGUGAAGUUCAAAACAUGAGUAUUAAAGAAUCUGAGGAUGCUCCAAAAACAUCAUCAGAAGAUACUAUUGAAAAAGAACAAACACAAGCAGCAUUUUCAAAAAAUGUAAAUAAUGAUGAAGAAGAUGAAUAUGAAGGACUAUGUUGAUUAUGCAUUUUUAUUAAAAUUGAUAGUUUAUAUCUCAAAAUAUAAACAAAAUUUAUUUUGUAAAAGGUACUAUAUCAUUUUAAUUCAAGUAUAUAUAUAUAUAUAUAAAAUCUACUCUAUGUAUA
Messenger RNA from Apis laboriosa (Himalayan honeybee), 1315 nucleotides. Its product is annotated as gamma-soluble NSF attachment protein-like. Gene Ontology annotation, cellular component: vacuolar membrane; SNARE complex. The coding region runs from base 135 to 1190 and encodes 351 amino acids. The transcript has 8 exons. The record is from RefSeq and is a predicted model, not a curated record. Lineage: Eukaryota; Metazoa; Arthropoda; Insecta; Hymenoptera; Apidae. Gene Ontology annotation, molecular function: syntaxin binding; soluble NSF attachment protein activity. Gene Ontology annotation, biological process: intracellular protein transport.